Molecule: messenger RNA, 1713 nt
Organism: Manis pentadactyla (Chinese pangolin)
Lineage: Eukaryota; Metazoa; Chordata; Mammalia; Pholidota; Manidae
Gene: FSD1
Product: fibronectin type III and SPRY domain containing 1
Exons: 13
Coding region: 146-1684 (512 amino acids)
Molecular function (GO): protein binding
Source: RefSeq, a predicted model, not a curated record
GUGAUGGAGCGCUGACUGGGGGCGCGGCGGCGGCGGCGGCGAGGGCUCGGCGGGCCAUUGGCUCCCGGGCGCGGCAAAGGCAGCUCUGGGACUGGGAGAGCGAGCAGGGCCCGCGGGCCGGGCCGGGCCGACCUGGGCUGCAGCCAUGGAGGACCAGAGGGCGCAGGGGCUUACCCGCCCGGCGUGUGUGCGGGCUUCCCUGGCGCAGGAGGCUCUGCGGAAGAUCACCACCACGCUGGCUGUGAAGAAUGAGGAGAUUCAGAGUUUCAUCUACUCCCUCAAGCAGAUGCUGCUGAAUGUGGAGGCCAAUUCGGCCAAGGUGCAAGAGGACCUGGAGGCAGAGUUCCAGUCCCUCUUUUCCCUCCUGGAGGAGCUGAAGGAGGGCAUGCUCAUGAAGAUAAAGCAGGACCGUGCCAGCCGCACCUACGAGCUGCAGAACCAGCUGGCUGCCUGCACACGGGCCCUGGAGAGCUCUGAGGAGCUUCUGGAGACGGCCAACCAGACCCUGCAGGCCACAGACAGUGAGGACUUUCCACAGGCUGCCAAGCAAAUCAAAGAUGGUGUGACAAUGGCCCCUGCCUUCCGGCUGUCGCUCAAAGCCAAGGUCAGCGACAAUAUGAGUCACCUCAUGGUGGACUUUGCACAGGAGCGGAGGAUGCUGCAGGCUCUCAAGUUCCUGCCUGUGCCCAGCACCCCCGUGAUCGACCUGGCUGAGUCCCUGGUGGCAGACAACUGUGUGACGCUGGUGUGGCGCAUGCCAGACGAGGACAGCAAGAUCGACCACUACGUGCUGGAGUAUCGGCGGACCAACUUCGAAGGCCCGCCCCGCCUCAAGGAGGAGCAGCCCUGGAUGGUGAUUGAGGGCAUCCGGCAGACGGAGUGCACGCUGACUGGUCUCAAGUUUGACAUGAAAUUCAUGAAUUUCCGUGUGAAGGCCUGUAAUAAGGCUGUUGCAGGCGAGUUCUCCGAGCCGGUGACCCUGGAGACACCAGCGUUCAUGUUCCGCCUGGAUGCGUCCACAUCCCACCAGAACCUACGGGUGGAUGAUCUCUCCGUGGAGUGGGAUGCUAUGGGCGGGAAGGUGCAGGAUAUCAAGGCUCGUGAGAAAGAUGGCAAGGGAAGGACAGCGUCUCCCGUCAACUCUCCAGCCAGAGGAACCCCAUCUCCCAAGAGGAUGCCCUCAGGUCGAGGGGGUCGGGAUCGCUUCACCGCUGAGUCCUACACGGUGCUGGGGGACACACUGAUCGACGGCGGGGAGCACUACUGGGAGGUGCGCUAUGAGCCAGACAGCAAGGCAUUUGGCGUGGGGGUGGCCUACCGCAGCCUGGGCCGCUUCGAGCAGCUGGGCAAGACGGCGGCGUCCUGGUGCCUGCACGUCAACAACUGGCUGCAGGUCAGCUUCACUGCCAAGCAUGCCAACAAGGCCAAGGUGCUGGACGUCCCCGUGCCCGACUGCCUGGGCGUGCACUGCGACUUCCACCAAGGCCUCCUGUCCUUCUACAAUGCCCGCACCAAACAGCUGCUGCACGCCUUCAAGGCCAAGUUCACACAGCCCCUGCUGCCUGCCUUCACAGUGUGGUGUGGCAGCUUUCAGGUGACGACAGGCCUGCAGGUCCCCAACUCUGUGCGCUGCCUGCAGAAGCGGGGCAGCGCCACCAGCAGCUCCAACACCAGCCUCACCUAGGCCGCCGGGCCACUCCCCCAGCUGGGCUG